Messenger RNA from Papaver somniferum (opium poppy), 1993 nucleotides. Its product is annotated as E3 ubiquitin-protein ligase XBAT33-like. The record is from RefSeq and is a predicted model, not a curated record. Gene Ontology annotation, biological process: protein targeting to chloroplast. NCBI's taxonomy places the organism in Eukaryota, Viridiplantae, Streptophyta, Magnoliopsida, Ranunculales, Papaveraceae. Gene Ontology annotation, cellular component: chloroplast outer membrane. The transcript has 10 exons. Bases 175 to 1716 code for a protein of 513 amino acids. Gene Ontology annotation, molecular function: protein binding; chloroplast targeting sequence receptor activity.
UGGUUCCAAAUAGACACACCCCCACAAAUUUGUUUUCUUUUCUCUCUGGUUUCUCUGAGUCUUGUCUUUUUCAGAUUUGGGGUCUUCUUGUUUCUUUCUUCCGACUCUUCUUUGAUUAUUUUUUCUGGGUUUCUGAGUAUUCUAGAGAGAAGGGGGUUGGGGGUUGUGGGGGAGAUGGGGAAUUCAUUUGGGUGUUCAGCAUCUGGAGAGAGAUUAGUGAGUGCAGCUAGAGAUGGAGAUUUGGUCGAAGCUAGAAUGUUAUUAGAAUUCAAUCCUGGGUUAGCUAAAUAUUCUACUUUUGGUGGUUUGAAUUCUCCACUUCAUUUUGCAGCUGCUAGAGGUCAUAAUGAAAUUAUAGCAUUGUUGCUUGAGAAAGGAGCAGAUGUGAAUUCCAGGAACUACUGUGGACAGACGGCAUUGAUGCAUGCCUGCAGGUAUGGGCAUUGGGAAGUUGUGCAGACACUCCUGCUGUACAGUAGCAAUGUUAUACGAGCUGACUACCUCAGUGGUCGGACAGCUCUCCAUUUCGCAGCUGUAAAUGGACAUGUUAGAUGUAUAAGACUAGUUGUAGCGGAUUUUGUCCCAAGUGCUCCACAUGAAGUCAUCAGUUCUCAGACCAGUGGAGAAGGAGGACCUGCGACUAAUUCAAGCAACAAAUUUGACCAACCUGCACUCUCCAAGUUUGUUAACAAGGCGGCAGAUGGUGGUAUAACUGCUCUCCAUAUGGCUGCUCUUAAUGGGUAUUUUGAUUGUGUCCAGCUACUACUGGAUAUUCAUGCAAAUGUCUCCGCUGUGACGUUUCACUAUGGAACCUCGAUGGAUCUGAUAGGAGCUGGAAGUACUCCUUUGCAUUAUGCUGCAUGUGGAGGCAAUCUGAAGUGUUGUCAGAUCCUUCUUGGAAGAGGUGCUAGUAGAUUUACAUUGAACUGCAACGGGUGGCUACCUCUAGAUGUUGCGAGGAUAUGGGGACGCCAUUGGCUUGAGCCCUUGCUGACACCUAGUUCUGACUUAGAACUACCGACAUUUCCGCCAUCAGUUUACCUCUCGUUGCCUCUCAUGAGUGCACUGAAUAUAGCAAGGGAAUGUGGGUUGCAAUCUUCUAGUGCCUCAGCUGAUGAUAGUGAUGUAUGUGCUGUUUGCCUGGAGAAGGCAUGCACUGUAGCCGCUGAAGGUUGUGGGCAUGAGCUUUGUGUAAGGUGUGCGCUCUAUCUUUGCUCAGCAAGCAACAUUCCCUCCGACAUGGUUGGGCCGCCAGGUUCCAUUCCAUGCCCUCUUUGUCGGAAUGGCAUAAUCUCUUUUGUUAAGUUGUCUAAUUCUCCAGCAAAGGAGGAGCUCAAACAACAUCUAUCUCUAGGACUCUGCACCCCAUGCAUGCUUCAUCAUGACCCAGAACCCUCACCUACCUCACUUAGACCCGAAAUUCGCAAGAACCGUGUUGCUUCAGUUUCUUCCGAUUUUUCAUGUCCUGUGUCUUGCAGUCCAUUCCCUUCAGUUCCUAUUCCCAUGUGUACAUGUAACGAAGAUUCCUGCCCGUCUUUUGAACCCUCGGGCAGAGAAAACGAAGACGAGUCGCCACGUCGAUCACAAGGAACGAUUGGAGGAGAAGAAGAUAAAACAGAAGGAGCAAGGUUUGACAAGACAACAUGCUCAAGUAUAUUUUGGACUAGAAGAAGUUGCCACAGAGAACAUCAAUGCAAUUCCGAAAUCAACGCUUAACUUCAUUGUGUAUAUAAAAUCCUCUCUGUAGAAGGUAUAGGUUUCCAUUACUUAUGGAUGUGCAGAAUGUACUAGGUAUUUUUUUGUUGUCCUCGGGCUAGAAUCGGCGAAAUUUGUUUGUUUCCCACUAUGCCUAUGUCUGUUUUUGGGUUUACAGAUGUUCUUAAAUGUAUUGGUUAGCUUUAUCAUUUAGAAAAUGUUCAUCAGAUGUAAGCAUUCAAGUAGAUAAAAUUACUUCCAUGGCUAUUUAAGAGAUUUUAGUUUUUGGUUGUUGUAA